AUGGUCAGCUUUGGCCGUAUAGCCUGUGUGGCAUUGCCAUUCCUACUCACGCUCGCUAGCUUGAUCGCGCUGUUGGUGGCUGGCCUCUCUGGCGUUACCGGCAACAAAGAUGGCAGCAUGGCCAUGUUUCGCAUCAACUUGACAGAUCUUCAAGUCCCGCCAUCGGCAUUCCAAGGUCUAACCCGCCGUUCUGCUAUGCCCGAUGAUACAACCACCAGCUUGAGCAGCAAGAUCGACCAGAUCGCCAAGGAGUUGAGCAGCGGUGGUUCCGAAAAGGCAAAGGAGCUGGGAUCCACUAUCCAGCAGAUGGCCAAGGACUCUGGCGAGAGCGUCAACCAGAUAGCCCAGCAGAUUGCGAACAAGACGGGAGUGAGCGCCAGUGAUUUGAUCACACAGGCUACGAAUGCCCUCUCCGGCAACGGUGUCAACAUCACCGCAUCCAUGAUUGGUCUGAACCAGCUAUAUGAUGUCAACCUUUGGAACCUUUGCUACGAGUCUACGGCCGGCAACCGCACUUGCCCGGAUCCCAAGUUCAACUAUGCCAAAGGAGAGAUUAACGAAACCCUGGCCGAGAUCAAGCGCCGAGCCGCUACUGUCAACACCCUCGCGGGAACCAACAUCACCAUCCCCAAGGAUGUCACCGAUGGUCUCAACACUUUCGCCGAGGUUGUCCGCUGGACUGAGAUUGUUUUCAUCAUUGCCACCAUUGCGCUCGGCCUCGCCCUUAUCCUCGGCAUCGUGGCUAACUUCAGCCGCGCCGUCUCUUGCCUGACCUGGAUUAUCCAGGGUGUCGCCACUGCCGCUGUCAUUGCAUUCGCAUCGCUUGCGACCGCCACCGCCGUUGUCGUUGUCGGCCUUGUCGAGGGAACUGCCAAGAUUUACGGUGCUCGCGCAAACUUCAACAGCGGCUACCUCGCAGCCGUUUGGAUUUCGGUCGCCUUCUCCAUUGCCGCCGGCGUCUUCUGGUUGGCUACCGUCUGUUGCUGCAAGCCCGAUGACCGUCGCUCAAAGCGUAACUCGGAUGCCGAGAAGCUUGUCGGCUCAAACAACUCCUCAUAUGCGCCUGUUCAGGGUGGCAACGGCUACUACAACAACAACAACACCUCUUACGGUGCUCCGAGGUACCCUCAAGGUGGCCGCUCCGAUUCGGCUUAUGAGCCUUACUCUCACGCUCGUUAA
Pyricularia grisea is the source of this 1179-nucleotide messenger RNA. RefSeq lists its product as uncharacterized. Gene Ontology annotation, biological process: fungal-type cell wall organization. The coding region runs from base 1 to 1179 and encodes 392 amino acids. The transcript has a single exon. Lineage: Eukaryota; Fungi; Ascomycota; Sordariomycetes; Magnaporthales; Pyriculariaceae. The record is from RefSeq and is a predicted model, not a curated record. Gene Ontology annotation, cellular component: cell cortex of cell tip; plasma membrane.